AGCCUCCCUCCCUCGGCGCCCAAUAACUAGUACUAACUAGUACCAGGGGCAGUUGUACUACCACUAGUGCGAACUGGGAAACUCAAGAACGAGUGAGUGAUCAGAUCGGCGACCACUGACCAGAGUCCAGAUCGAGCUAGCAAAAGCUCGCCGGCCGGGCUGGUUGCCUGACCGCCGCCGCAUGCCAUGGGGGUGCCUUCCUUCUACAAGUGGCUCGUGGGCAAGUACCCAAACAUCGUCGUCCCCGCCAAGGAAGACGACGAAUUAUUAGCUGGCGCCGGCAGCACGUCGUCGUCGUCGUCGUCGCCGCCGGGGGACGAACAAACCCAAGCUGCAGGCGGCCCCAAUGGCGUCUACCACAACCUGUACCUCGACAUGAACGGCAUCAUCCACCCCUGCUUCCACCCGGAGGACCAGGUGUACCCGCCGACGACGUUCGACGAGGUGUUCGCGGCCAUGUUCGACUACAUCGACCGCCUCUUCCGCAUCGUCAGGCCUACCAAGCUGCUCUACUUGGCAGUAGAUGGUGUUGCUCCCCGCGCCAAGAUGAACCAGCAGAGGUCUAGGCGCUUCAAGGCUGCCAAGGACGCUAAAGAAGCGGAACUGGAGGAGAAGCUUCUGAGGGAGAAGUUCAGAGCUGAAGGGAGGGAGGUGCAGCCGCGGGAGACAAAUGAGGUUUCGGAUCCCAACGUCAUCACACCAGGGACGGAGUUCAUGGAGAAGCUCUCCAAAGCCCUCGAGUACUACAUCCGUUCCAGGUUGAACAGUGACCCCGGGUGGAAAGGCAUCAAGGCAAUACUCUCUGAUUCAAAUGUACCUGGAGAAGGUGAACACAAGAUCAUGUCUUUCAUCCGGGGACAACGGAGCCUGGAGAGCUAUGAUCCAAACACAAGGCACUGCUUGUAUGGACUGGAUGCUGACCUGAUCAUGCUCGCUUUGGCAUCUCACGAACUCCACUUUUCGAUUUUGCGUGAGGAUGUGUUACGAUCGACCCAGCCAGAAAAUUGCAUCCCUCUAUCUAAAGAACUGUUCAAAACUGAAGAUUCCUCAAGAAAAUGUAGAGGAUGGUUCCCCCGCAUGACAGAAACAACUGCUAGUAGGGACAGGUCUCCCAAGAAACCUUAUCAGUUUUUGAACAUAUGGGUUCUGAGGGAGUACCUGGAGCUUGAUUUGAAGAUACCAAACCCGGUUGUCAAAACGGAUAUCGAGAGACUAAUAGAUGAUUUCAUAUUUAUCUGUUUCCUGACAGGAAAUGACUUCAUUCCACAUAUUCCUUCAGUUGAAAUUCAUGAGGGUGCAAUUGAUCUGCUGUUGGAAGUGUACAAACAAGCAUUUAACAAAAUGGGGGGCUACAUUGUGAGCACCGAGAAGUUAAAAGACAAACAUGCUGCAUAUCUUAAAGUUUUGAGGUUGGAAAAGUUUUUUCAUGAACUGUCCUUGUGUGAAGAGAAAAUUUUUGUUAAAAGAUAUGAACUGCGAGAGAGGUUACAGCGCAAUUUAGUGCGCCGAGCUGCAGAGGAAUGGAAAGAAAGAAACUAUGACAAUAUGGAAGAAAAUCCUGAUGGUCCAGACUUGACAGUAAAGUCUUUUUCAACAAACGGUGGUAUUUGCACCAACAGCCAAGAUGAGUCAGAUGUAGGGAAGAGCUUACCUAUUUUUUCUCUACUUUUAUUGGAUAUCUGGAAAUUACCUUAUCACUUCUCCGUAACUGCAAAUACCUUGGAGCUGAGGCGAAACUUAAAGGAUACUCUUCGUAACAAGCAAGACAUUGUAAAAAGUGGAGCCUGUAAACAUGAUGCGAUAAGAUUGGGAUUUGCUGGGUGGAAAUCUCGAUUCUUCAGGGAAAAGUUUGGUGUGGAAAAAUCUAAUGAAGUUGGGAAGCUGAAGAAUGACAUGGUUCAAAAGUAUCUGGAAGGACUUUGUUGGGUGCUGCGGUACUAUUUUGCAGAUGUGCCAUCAUGGAGCUGGUACUACCCCUUCUAUUAUGCUCCUUUCACAUCUGAUUUUAAAGGACUAUCACAGUUCAAGAUAUCUUUCACCGCUGAUAAGCCACUAAGACCAUUUGAUCAGCUCAUGGCAGUUCUUCCAAAAGAAAGCUCAUGUGCACUACCAAAGUGUUACAGAGAACUGAUGGAAAAUGAAGAGUCUUUGAUAAAAAAAUUCUACCCGUCAGAUCUACAGAUUGAUACCCAUGGGAAACGUUUCUUGUGGCAAGGUAUCGCAAUGUUGCCAUUCAUCGAUGAAAAGCUGCUGACUUCGGCUACCAAGACGGUGGAGGACAAACUUGCAGUGCAUGAGAUAAAUAGAAACACAGUUCGGCAAGACAAGAUCUUCCUGAGGAACUCAAAUACUACGCCAAAUGGUUCAGCUUUUGUGGAGACAUCUGACUGUUCAUCAAAAAUGCUUCCGUUGGAUCCAUCUACCAGCGAACUUGGAGGGCGGCUGUCGCCUGUUGACGACGAUAGUAUAAGCUGUGGCUUCUUCCGUUCACCGAUAAGAGAUCUACAGGACAUUAGAAACGACCAGACAAUAUCAUUCUUGUUCUCCAACCCAGAACCAGUAACAAUUAUUCCAAGACUACUUGAUAAUGUCAAAAAACCUGAAAAGACUGUAUCUGAAACUGAGAUUUCUAAGAGGCCGCUGUGGCACACCUAUCCUGGUAGCUGGCCGCCGCCUGAAACCAUCUCAACCAUGACAGAACCGCAGCCGAUGAUCAGCGGCUUUGGACGUGGGAGAGGGAGAGCCAUCGCUGCCGAGACAGCACUGCCUAGCCGUGGCCACGGGAGAAGUUUCUAUGGGGCUGACAUGGUUCAAAGCCAUGGAGGCAGCAGGAAUGACAGAGGUGGCGCCUACACAUUCGGAAGCGCUUGUGCAGGAAGAGGGCAGUAUGGUGGCGCGUUCCAGAGGCAGCAGACGGCUUGGCGCCCAGUUGGGAAUUCAGGCGGCCGUGGUGGGAGCGAACAGCGACGUGGUUGGUAA
Messenger RNA from Sorghum bicolor (sorghum), 2979 nucleotides. RefSeq names its product 5'-3' exoribonuclease 2. Gene Ontology annotation, biological process: nuclear-transcribed mRNA catabolic process. NCBI's taxonomy places the organism in Eukaryota, Viridiplantae, Streptophyta, Magnoliopsida, Poales, Poaceae. The transcript has 23 exons. Gene Ontology annotation, molecular function: RNA binding; 5'-3' RNA exonuclease activity. Bases 187 to 2979 code for a protein of 930 amino acids. Gene Ontology annotation, cellular component: nucleus. The record is from RefSeq and is a predicted model, not a curated record.